AUGUCUUUUCUUCAUACGCAUUCGAGCGAGUGUUUAAAGAGUGAACUCGACCUCUUCUUCUUACCACCCACGCAAACUAGUAUCGAGAGUUCACAAUGGAUUCAUUACAAACCCGUGACUUCGCUCUCGGACGACUCGCCGAUAGAAUUCGUCAUUCCCGGUCACGGAGAAGAAUAUUUAGAUCUCACGCACACCAUGCUGAGUCUUCGCGUACGCGUAGAAACGUCAAGCGAUUCCACAGGAUACGUUACGGGCGUAGGCGGCAGCGCGACGACGGACAAUGUAGGCCCCGUAAAUCAUUUACUGCAUUCCAUCUUCAAUCAGAUCGAUGUGUAUUUCAAUCAAAAACUCGUAUCGCCGCCAAACAACGCUUACGCGUACCGCGCCUACAUCGAGGCGUUGUUAAAUUAUUCUUCACCGGCAAAAACUUCCCAUCUAACCUCAUGUCUAUGGGACGCGGAUACUCCCGGACGAAUGGACGAGCCGGUGGAAUCAAAAACGACAAAUUCCUCUCUCGUGAGACGCGCUCAUUACAUACGAGGAGGACGAGCUCUAGAUCUUAUAGGCCAUCUCCAUUGUGAUGUUUUCAAUCAGGACAAAUUUUUAAUUAACGGUGUAGAAGUACGUUUGAGGCUCGUUCGUUCGAAAGAUUCGUUCUGUCAUGGAUAG
Cataglyphis hispanica is the source of this 669-nucleotide messenger RNA. RefSeq lists its product as uncharacterized. The record is from RefSeq and is a predicted model, not a curated record. Gene Ontology annotation, molecular function: ribonucleoside-diphosphate reductase activity, thioredoxin disulfide as acceptor. Lineage: Eukaryota; Metazoa; Arthropoda; Insecta; Hymenoptera; Formicidae. The transcript has a single exon. Gene Ontology annotation, cellular component: cytosol. Gene Ontology annotation, biological process: deoxyribonucleotide biosynthetic process. The coding region runs from base 1 to 669 and encodes 222 amino acids.